Molecule: messenger RNA, 1678 nt
Organism: Diospyros lotus (date-plum)
Lineage: Eukaryota; Viridiplantae; Streptophyta; Magnoliopsida; Ericales; Ebenaceae
Product: ATPase GET3B-like
Exons: 11
Coding region: 73-1257 (394 amino acids)
Biological process (GO): post-translational protein targeting to endoplasmic reticulum membrane
Cellular component (GO): GET complex
Molecular function (GO): ATP hydrolysis activity; ATP binding
Source: RefSeq, a predicted model, not a curated record
CAUUUCCAUAAUAUAUGCCACCGCCUUUGCGCUCUCCUCCUGCAGACUCCCUGCAAAUCAGUAAUAAGUUCCAUGCCCACGGCGAUGGCGGCCUUCUUCCAUCGCAUUUCCAAAUCCCAGAACCUUAUCUCGCUCUGUAAAAUCACCGGUAACCUCAGCUCUCUCUCAAACCCAAUCAACAGAAAACCAUUAUGCAACUCAUUUCAAGUGAGGAGAUCCAUAGCCACUCCUGAUGAAGCUGUUGCAGGUUUUGAUGAAAUGGUUGCUGGGACCCAGCGAAGGUAUUACAUGUUGGGUGGCAAGGGCGGUGUUGGGAAAACAAGCUGUGCUUCAUCCCUUGCUGUAAAAUUUGCAAAUCAUGGUCAUCCUACAAUUAUAGUUUCCACUGAUCCAGCUCAUUCACUAAGCGAUUCUUUUGACCAGGAUUUUUCUGGAGGGAAGCUUGUUCCAGUUCAAGGAUUGGAUUCUCCACUAUUUGCACUUGAGAUAAACCCUGAUAAAACGAGGGAAGAAUUUCAUAUUGCCGGUCAGAAACAUAGUAGUAGCAGCAUCAAAGAAUUUAUGGGCAGCAUGGGCCUUGGACAGCUUGCUGAACAGGUAGGAGAACUGAAAUUUGAAGAACUGUUGGACACUCCUCCACCUGGUCUAGAUGAAGCUAUUGCAAUUUACAAGGUUGUGCAAUUUCUUGAGUUGCAAGAAUAUAGUAUGAUCACUCGGAUAGUUUUCGAUACAGCACCAACGGGCCAUACUCUUCGGCUUUUGUCCCUGCCAGACUUCAUGGAUUCAUUUAUAGGCAAGAUGAUGAAGCUAAAGCAGAAGAUAGUUUCAGCAACUUCAGCUGUUAAGGCUUUUCUUGGGAAGGAGGAUAAGCAACGAGUGGAUGCUAGUGAUAAGCUGGAGCAACUAAAGGAGAGGAUGGCAAAAGUACAAGAACUUUUUCGUGACUCAGAGACGACAGAAUUCAUUAUAGUGUCAAUCCCCACCGUUAUGGCAGCUAAAGAAACAUCACGAUUGUGUGCAUCCUUGAAGAAAGAAAAUGUUCCAGUGCAAAGGCUUAUUCUUAAUCAAGUCCUACCUCCAUCUGCAUCAGACUGCAAAUUUUGUGCAAUGAAAAGGAAGGAUCAAGCACGGGCCAUUGAUGUGAUCCAGAGUGAUGCAGAGCUCUCCAGUUUGAGAUUAGUCCAGGUGCCCCAGUUUGAUGUGGAGAUAAUGGGGGUUCCAGCUCUAAGGUUUAUGGGGGAUUUGGUUUGGAAAUGACCCUUUGUGAGAAAGGGAAUAUAAAUGAGGUUCAGCUCAAGCACCUGCUUGGUGAAAAGAUUGCGAAGUCGCCUCGCCUUAUUGAGAGAGAGAGAGAGACUAUGCAAUGAGAUAUACAGCAAGUGGCGUUCAGCUCCAUCGUUCCCAUGUAAGCAUAGAAGGCUAUGUUACAAACAAUUAUAUUGAAUCCGUAACAAUCUGCUUGGCAGUUGCAUGCAUGCCAAGUGCCCCACUUGAACACGAAAAGGGAAAAAAAUAUCUGAGUCACUUUUUGUGUAUGCACCAUGUGUCAUAACUUUCUCUCCUACUUUGCAGUUAAGGCUGUAUUUUUUGUUGUUUGGUUGUAACCUGAAAAUAUUAUUGAAAAAUUAUUUCUAGCGUUUAGCUAGUACUUAAAACAUUACGAUAUAUAUAUAUAUAU